GUUGCCACAGAGGCCCUGGCUCUUUCAGCUGAGGAGCGUCGGGGAGAGGGAUCCACCUGAGGAGCACAGGUUUGACACAGUUGGGCUGCAUCCAGCUUCGAGUAUCGCUGUGGCUUCCUGCGGGGAGCUGGAGUCGCUGAUAACUAAUGAGGAUAAAGUCGUGGGUAGAUAAGAUGCAAGAAGAUCUCGUAACAUUAGCACGAACUGCAAGCGGAGUGGACCAGCUUGCUGCGAUUUACUUGAAAAACACAGAUUUGUAUACUGUAGAAGCCAACAACCCUCGUCAGCUAGUGGAAAUUGCUGCCAGAGACAUUGAAAAACUUCUGAGUAACAGGUCUAAAGCCUUGGUGCGCCUCGCUAAAGAAGCAGAGAAGAACCAAGCAUCACAUCAGUGGAGGGAUGAGUUUGGGAAUAAUGAUAUAAUCUAUUACAAUGCAAAAGAUGAUCAGAAUGAUCCUGAAAAGAAUGAUACUGAAUCUGGCAGCCAGAGAAUCAGACCAGUAUUUGAAGAUGAUCCUGUUUUCCGACGACAAACGUCUUACCAACAUGCAGCAGUCCACAUACCAACAGAUAUUUAUGAAGGCUCAACUAUAGUGUUAAAUGAACUCAACUGGACUGCAGCGUUGGAUGAUGUAUUCAAGCGGAACAGAGAAGAAGACCCCACUUUAUUAUGGCAGGUUUUUGGUAGUGCAACUGGCCUCGCUAGGUAUUACCCAGCUUCCCCAUGGGUAGAUAAAAGUCGAACUCCAAACAAAAUAGAUCUGUAUGAUGUUCGCAGAAGACCAUGGUAUAUCCAAGGAGCUGCAUCUCCCAAAGACAUGCUUAUUUUAGUUGAUGCGAGCGGGAGUGUCAGUGGAUUGACAUUGAAGCUGAUCCGCACCUCAGUCAUUGAGAUGUUAGAGACCUUGUCUGACGAUGACUUUGUGAAUGUAGUUUCAUUCAAUAAUAAUGCUCAGAACGUCAGUUGCUUUAAUCAUCUUGUCCAAGCUAAUGUGAGGAACAAGAAGAAGCUGAAAGAAGCUGUCUAUAAAAUCUCUGCUAAAGGAAUUACGGAUUACAAAAAAGGCUUUAGCUAUGCUUUUGAACAGCUGCUAAAUCACAGUGUCUCUAGAGCUAACUGCAAUAAGAUUAUUAUGUUGUUUACCGAUGGUGGUGAAGAAAGAGCACAAGAAAUUUUCCAUAAAUAUAAUGAAGACAAAAAAGUACGUGUGUUCACAUUUUCUGUUGGUCAACAUAAUUAUGACAAAGGACCGAUUCAGUGGAUGGCCUGUGAAAAUAAAGGUUAUUAUUAUGAAAUUCCGUCCAUUGGAGCCAUAAGAAUUAACACCCAGGAAUAUCUGGAUGUUUUGGGAAGACCAAUGGUUUUAGCUGGAGAGAAAGCCAAACAAGUCCAAUGGACAAAUGUCUAUCUGGAUGCUCUGGAGCUGGGCCUUGUGAUUACAGGAACUCUACCUGUCUUCAACUUAACAAAGGAACAAAAUGGGAAUUUAAAUCAGCUGAUUCUUGGAGUAAUGGGAGUUGAUGUCUCUUUGGAGGACAUAAAAAAGCUGACACCCCGAUUUACGCUUUGUCCAAACGGAUACUAUUUUGCGAUUGAUCCUAAUGGGUAUGUGCUACUUCAUCCAAAUCUCCAACCGAAGCAAAUUGGCGUGGGCAUACCAAAAGUUAAAUUGAGAAAAAGGAGACCCAAUGUACAGGAGCCUGUUACACUGGAUUUUCUAGACGCUGAACUGGAAAAUGAUAUUAAAGUUGAGAUUCGGAAAAAAAUGAUAGAUGGUGAAAGUGGAGAAAAAACAUUUGAAACACUGGUCAAGUCCCAAGAUGAGAGAUACAUCGAUAAAGGAAACAGAACAUAUACAUGGACUGCUGUGAAUGGCACUGAUUACAGUUUGGCAUUGGUGUUACCAUCAUACAGCUUUUAUUAUAUUAAAGCCAAAAUAGAAGAACCGAUAACUCAAGCCAGAUUGGCAAUGAAAAAGGUUUCGGAAACACUGAAGCUUGAUCAUUUUGAUGAAUCUGGAUAUACAUUUAUAGCACCAAGAGAAUACUGUAAUGAUGUAAAAAAAUCAGAAAACAACACUGAAUUUCUAUUGAAUUUCAAUGAAUUUAUUGACAGAAAUACUCCAAGCAGUCCAUCAUGUAAUACUGAUAUGGUCAUUAGAGUUUUGCUGGAUGCAGGAUUUACAAAUGACCUUGCCCAAAAUUAUUGGAGUAAACUGUCUCUUGAUGGAGUUGUUGCACAAUUUGUUGUUACAGAUGGUGGAAUUACUAGAGUGUUCCCAAAAAGGGCAGGAGAAGAUUGGUUGGAAAAUGCUGAAACUUAUGAAGUCAGCUUCUAUAAACGGAGUUUAGAUAAUGACAACUAUAUUUUCACAGCUCCAUACUACAACAAAAGUGGUGCCAAUAGCUAUGAAACAGGUAUUAUGGUAAGCAAGGCUGUGGAAAUAACAGUUAAUGGGAAGCUUCUGAAACCAGCAGUUGUUGGAAUAAAAAUUGACGCAACCAGCUGGAUGGAAAAUUUCACAAAAACCACAAUCAAGAGCCUGUGCAACAGUGAAAUCUGUGGCUGUGAAAGAAACAGUAUGCAUGUGGACUGUGUUAUCCUUGAUGAUGGUGGAUUUCUUUUGAUGUCAAAUCGGGAUGAAUAUACACAACAGAUUGGAAGAUUCUUUGGUGAAAUUGAUCCUGGCCUGAUGCGAAACCUGAUUAAUAUGUCCCUGUAUGCCUUUAAUAAGUCGUAUGACUAUCAAUCAGUCUGCGAUCCUGAAGAAGAACCAAAGCAAGGAGCUGGACUUCGUUCUGCUUAUGUGCCUACGAUAACAGAUAUUUUGCAUCUAGGAUGGUGGGCUUCGGCAGCUGCCUGGUCUAUCUUACAGCAGCUGUUUUUGAGCUUGACUUUUCCACGUUUCCUUGAAGCAGCUGAUAUGGAAGAUGAUGAUUUCAGUACUGCCCUGCCUAAAACAAGCUGUAUCACUGAGCAAACUCAGUAUUUCUUUGAAAAUGAUGAUAAAUCGUUUGGUGGGAUUGUAGACUGUAUAAACUGCUCCAGACUUUAUCAUGCAGAGAAGAUUUCAAACACCAAUCUAGUAUUCAUUAUUAGUGACAGCCAACUGCUGUGCCGCUCCUGUGACCCAAAGCCACUGAUGCAAGCGGAGAAGCCGGAUGAAGGGCCAAAUCCUUGUGAAAUGGUCAAACAACCUCGAUACAGAAAGGGUCCCGAUGUCUGUUUUGAUGAAGCCAAACAGGAUCAGCCUAUAUGCACAACGAGUCGUGCCUCUGCCAUGACGUCCGCUCCUAUCUUCAUUUUUCUGCAAGUUUUCAUGUGGUGUGGAUGGAAGAUUCGGCUGACUGCGGUGGUGUCUCUGGUUUGAGUCCAUCACUGUGGUCUAUGGUAGGAAUUCAGUUGGUCCUGCUCUGGCUGUUAUCUGGCAGCAGACACUGCCAGUUAUGACCUUGCUAAACCAAAACCUGCAUAACUUAUUCAAGACCCGGCCAAAACGAUAGCCUCAGUUUUAUUUAAAAAGGGUCAGCUAUUCAGACAGCAGUGGAACAGCAGUGCUCGUGUCUGGUUAUCACUCCUUGUGAGACUCAUAAAGGCACCAACAGUGGCUGCAUGUUGGAGUGUCAGAUCCUUAAACGUGUGAAUGCUGCAUCAUCUAUGCCAUCUGAACAGAAUUCUGUACGUGCUCCAUUGGGGAAUCUAAGAUUUUUUUUUUUUCAUUUGUUUGUUGUUGUAAUCUUGAUGACUUCAUGUAAAAGGGCUCCCCUGACAAUAGCUUAUGUAUGUGAUUUUCAUUUCUUUUAAGCUUUGGAUAUCUUGAAGAUUUAUAUUCUCUUACAUGAACAGUUAUUUAAAAAAAAAAACCACAACAACAAAAACAACAAGAAAAAAGGAAGCAUACUCCCCAAUAGACAUUAGUAGCACCAUGAUGGCUGCUUUGAACAUCAGUUUUGUCCAAACUACUGUAAAAUGAAAAUAUUGGCUAGUCUUCAUCAGAAGUUCAGCAUGAGUGAAAUGCUUUAUGAUGAGUGGCUUAUUCUUGCAAAAUGUAUCAUGUAGCCAGCUAAGUUUUGGUAGGUUGAUAAAUUGUUAUCUGGAAGGAAGCAAGCAAGCAAGGAAACUUUGAUUUUUAAAGAUAUAAAGGUGCUUGAGAGUUUGACUAAAAAGUGAUUCUCAUCUUAAACUUGGCGUCAUCUUCUGUCAAAAAUGUUAAUUUCCAUGUAAUAUUCACCUCCUUUUCACAAUGCAGUUAUAUAUAAAGCUAGUAGAAUCCUUCAAAGGCUCAAACAAAAAUGCUUGUGAAUAAAAAAUGUCUUUGUGAUAUUUGAACGUUGGUUUCCAAGGGUAUUUUGCAUGAUGAUGAUGCUAUGUUAUCGUUUUUCAGUUUGUUUUCUUUGAUGGUAUAGUAUAGUCCAUUGAAAAGGUAACUGAGUGAUUCUUUUAUUGUGUGAGAAACUGAACAUUGCAAUGUGUCGCAAUCAAAUCAUAUUAAAUUAUAUUACGAAACAGAGCUCUGAAUAUACUGUGCAAUGAAAAAGCUGAGAAAAAUAGGGUAAAUUUAGCUAUUGUAGCAAAAGAACUGAGUUGGAUUUUUUACAGAAUAGCGAUCUCACAUGAAAACCUUUGUACAGAUAUUUUAAGUAUAUAAAAAUCAGAUUUAACACAUUUAUUUUUGGAAGUAUAUGUUCUCUAAGGUUCAUAGCAGGUUCCCCCUUUGUUUCUUUUAUAUAAAACCACCCAUAAUAUUAAAACUUCUGCUGUUGCUAUUUAUUAUUGAAGAUAGCAUAUUUAACAGCAAAAUGUCCUCAUUGCUGAGAUUGGAAAACAUAUAAACAAAUGGGGAGCCUUGAAUCUAUAUGUAUGCACAUUGAUACUUGAUUGUGAAUAAUAAUUUUAGAAGUUGUUUUUAUACAACCUCAUUGGUGAUACAGAUUGGUGCAGUAAAUCACAAUAUUACAGUGUAGCAUAGUGUUGAUGCAAAAUAUUAUUUGUGCUUUUUUUCUAGUUUUCAGAACUAAACAGUAUUGCAAGACAGCUAAACCAAUGAAUGUGCAACUCUGCUGGUAUUGUACAAUUCUGCUAACAAACUGCAAUAUGCAAAUAUUAACAUGGCACAAUACACUAGCUCUUUAAAAAAAUAAGAAAAUGCAAAGCAUUGGUAUGUAUAUGCUGAUGAUUGAUAUAAUUUUGAUCAUGUCAAAAAGCUUAAAGAAAUAAUUGGGCAUGCAGUAAUAUCCUAUGAAAACUGAAGAAGCUACUCAAAGCCAUGGCAUGCUUAAAAGAUCAGGUGUCUGCUGUGGUUGUUGUACCCAUGGCUGGUUUGUUGUUUUGCUCAUGUACCUUGGCUCCAGCUAUGUUUUUUGGGGAAUACAGUGACUGAAAAAAAUAAAAUCUGACCUUUUAUUCAGUGGUCAGAUUUAGCUUUUUUUAAAAGUAUCUCUAGUAAAGUCAUGGGGUUCAAGUACAAUUAACUGUGUUGGAUGAUUUCAUGUCCUCCUCAGGGCAGGUAGCUGAUUUUGAUAAUAUGGCUGAAGAUAAUCUUGGAGCUCUUCCUUCCAGUCAUAUUACUGCACUUCAUCCUAUCACCAGUUAUCACCUGCAAAAAAUUGAUGUGAGUCUUUCUAAUUGAGACCGCAUCCUGUACUUUUCCUUAACAUGAUCAAUUGAAAUUUUACGGGAGGAACAAGUUUCAAAGGAUUAGGCCAAUACUUGCCACCCUCAUAGCUUUUACUCUAAGCUUACUUAAAAUACAUAUGAGUAUGCAUUUUGCUCUUGCAAUUUCUUGAAAGAUUGUCAGAAUAUUCUCUAUAGUUUUCACUUAGUUUCCCAAAGAAACCCUUCAUGGAAAAGUUACAUUAUUUAACAUUUUGGAACAAUUUGCUUAUGCUGGUAAGCCAUAUUUUGAGUUACCUAAUAAACAUUUGAUUGGAGUCUGUAGGCAGAAAGAAAGAUGGCACAAAGCCAUGCUGCCACAGAAAACAACCAUGGCUUUUGUUCUCAUCCCACGUCCCUUAGAGUGGUAAAACGCAAAAGGAGGGAGAAGCCCAUGACAUAGAGACACAUUAACCUUCUUGAGUUCUUCCCUUUGAAGAGGGAAAUGUCUCUUGUUCCUCUCCUCUGCCCCUCUAUAUGACCUGAAGAAACAUGUUUCUGUAUACACACUUGGCCUUCCAAACUUUAUACCCCUUUGAUAGAAAACUUAGGAGGCUCUGGCCCUCCCAGAAAGGCUUAGUACUGUCCCCAUAAAACUCAAUGCUUUAAAAAGGAAAAAAAAUGAAAUUUUGGCUUCUUUCUGCAGAAAACCAUAUAUAUUUUGAUUUUUUAAAAUGCACUACCUAGAUAUCUGCAAAUUGCAAAACAGAAAAUGGAAUGUGAACUUUAGCUAUCUCAAAAUGUGAAUACCAAUCUGUUAAAUAACUUGCAUGAAUAAAUACAUAUUCUCAUGCAGAAGAGUAUCCUUACUGUCACAUAAUGCAUAAUAGUCAUCUUCUUUUGUCUGUGAGAGAAUAAACUCGAUCCUAGGCUUUAAAUUACAUUUUCAAAUUACAAUAUAAUGUAAAAACUUUUAUUUGUUGAUAUUUGCUCAGAUCCUUUAAAUAGCACUAAGGGAAUGGAUGGGACUGUUUCAGUUUGCACAGAAGUCAUGCAGCCUAUUGUAUGUCUAGCAAAUAACCACCAUUAAAGUUGUUACAGCAUGGUAUUGUGCAUAACAUGAACCGAGGACUUAACAUGAAAGGUUUCUUUCUAGUUUUUCAUUUAAACAACCAGCAUUACUGCCAAAACACUGACCGUGGUCCAUAUUUGUAACAGGUUUUUAACAUGACAUAGCAGGUUUGAUUGACAAGAUUUUUAGGUCCCGUACCUUUAAGACUUUAGUAUGAUCUUUUUCAUGUUUCUAAUGCUUGAGGCUUUACUGCUUAACUUGACAAAAAAAAACCAGUGUUGCUGCCAUUUGUAAGUUUUCCUAUAAUAUUCCUUUUACUAACUUAAAAACUGGCCUUACUGGGUUCAAAUAGGCAGUAUCCCUUUUAAGUGACCUUUGCAACCCAAGUGUUACUUGCUGUGGUUGAGAGUUUUUCCGUAUCACUGAAACACUAUUAAGACCUUUUGUUUCCAUUAACACAAGCUCAGAAAACAUCCUUAGUAUGUCUUAAUUUCAAAACACAACCUCAGUCCCACAGGUCCUAAAAAGUCAGUUGCGAGCACACUGGUUAGUAAGAAGUAUAUUAUUGCCCACAAGGCACUGCAAUGCACUUGGGUGUUUUUGGAAUGUCGACUGAAGGUGAAAUCUUAAUAACUUUAUUUAGGAUAAGUUUUACCCUAGAUUCAUCGGACAUCCAAGCCUUUAACAAAGGCCAGAUUUUUUUUUUUUUAUACCACAAUGUUAAUAUUGUUAAUACUCAUUGUACACUACUGUAAAAAGAUUAAAACAAAGUGUCUGAAAACAAUUCAAGAGUUUUGAGAAGUUAGCCUCACCCUCUUCCCAGCUACUUGCAUCUGUCCUGUUUAUGGUUUAAAAGAAAAACAUCAUCUUGAAGAAAUAAUUUCACUGAGGCUAAAGGGAUACUGUCUUGUUCAGAUGCCAUGAAAUUGCGAUUGUGAUCUGACAAAGCUGUCUUCUUUUCUUGUGUUGUACGGAAUGUCUGGAUCAUGCUUUCUGGGAUAUUUUUAUUGAAAUGCUCAGUGUGCGUUUCUGCAAAAGAAGACUUGAUUGCUCUUACAGGGCAAGCAGGUCUUUCUCCCUUUUCUUGUGUUCUCUUGACACUUUUGUGGAACUUGACAAGCCUGGAAAAAUAAUUUUUUGUAAAAAUUUGUACAAUAAUGUUAUAAAAAGUUUAUAAUCCUAGAACUGUUGUGUUAAUUCUUGUGCAAAAACAGUAUAUUCAGAAUAAAAGUUUAUCAUUUAAAAUCAA
This is a messenger RNA of Athene cunicularia (burrowing owl), 7914 nucleotides long. RefSeq names its product calcium voltage-gated channel auxiliary subunit alpha2delta 1 (gene CACNA2D1). The transcript is spliced from 41 exons. Gene Ontology annotation, molecular function: voltage-gated calcium channel activity. Gene Ontology annotation, cellular component: L-type voltage-gated calcium channel complex. Lineage: Eukaryota; Metazoa; Chordata; Aves; Strigiformes; Strigidae. The record is from RefSeq and is a predicted model, not a curated record. Bases 147 to 3371 code for a protein of 1074 amino acids.